AUGAUCAGCGCCGUGCUCGUCUUCAACAACAACGGUCAGCCCCGGCUGACCAAGUUCUAUACACAGCUAGACACAGCAACACAGCAGACACUACUGAAGCAGAUUUUCGAUCUUGUGGCUGCUCGACCUGCAUCCGCAUGUAAUUUCCUGCCCUUGCCGCCCCUGCUCGCUCCCAACGGCAACGCCUCAUCCCCAGAUGUGCCUACCCAGAUCACCUACCGCCAUUACGCUACCCUCUACUUUAUCCUCAUCUCUACGUCCACCGAGUCCCCCCUUGCCCUCAUAGACUUCAUUCAGGUGUUCGUCGAGGCACUCGAUCGGCUAUUUGAGAACGUGUGCGAGCUGGAUCUGAUCUUCGGCUUCGAAACCCUCCACGCCGUCCUCAGCGAAAUGAUCGUGGGUGGAGUAGUUGUCGAGACAAGCCUCGAGAAGAUUGUGGACGGAGUCAGGGUUAGUGAAGGCACACAAGGCCGCCGGAAGGCUGUCAACGCAAGAGACUCCGGAGGCAGCUUAGGGAGAGGCUCUGGUUUUGCUGGACUUGGUUGGAGGACUGGUACCGGAAGCAGCUGGCGGUAG
Cyphellophora europaea CBS 101466 is the source of this 576-nucleotide messenger RNA. RefSeq lists its product as uncharacterized. The record is from RefSeq and is a predicted model, not a curated record. Gene Ontology annotation, biological process: protein transport; vesicle-mediated transport. The transcript is spliced from 2 exons. Bases 1 to 576 code for a protein of 191 amino acids. Gene Ontology annotation, cellular component: intracellular membrane-bounded organelle. Lineage: Eukaryota; Fungi; Ascomycota; Eurotiomycetes; Chaetothyriales; Cyphellophoraceae.